AUGGCUGCUCUUAAUGGAUCAGGCGUGCUGAAUCAGAUCAUCAUAUCGCCGUCAGACACCGAUUAUCUGGACCAGCUCAUCCCGUCGAUCCGUGAGCACAGCAUCGGGAACCGAACGCCGCAGCUACUACAAUCCCUCGCACGGUUCGCAAGUGACAAAGAAGCUGAGAUCGAAAGUAUCUGUAACACGAACCACCAGGAUUUCGUCUCCUCGGUCAACUCCCUGCUUCGAAUUCGCGAAGGGACCGUCACACUUACGACUGAGAUUCUUGAUCUCAACCAGUCAAUCCAGACCAGCACAGAGCGACUCGCAGAGCAAAAGAAGGCACUCGUGGAGUCUCGAAGCCAUCGGCAAAAUAUCGAUGAAACGUCACGAGCGAUCCGCGACUGUCUUGAGGUCCUGCGAUUGGCGAACCAAGUUCAUGACCUACUAGCCAAGAAGAACCACUAUGCCGCCCUGCGAGCGUUAGAAGAGUUACAAAAUGUACACUUGAAAGGAGUAACACAGUAUCAGAUCGCGGAAAUGAUACAAAGAUCAGUACCGGCAACACAACGGGCGAUUGCCGAGGCCGUCAUGUCCGACUUGAACACUUGGCUGUAUCGCAUUCGAGAAAUGUCACCAUUCUUGGGCGAACUGGCGCUGUUCCACACCGAUCAGCGCAAGUCGAGACUGAAAGAGCGCGCAGGAAACAUUCCGUUUCUGGAGAACUUCAACUUGAACUCUGCCAUCGAGCUGGUAGCGGAUGAAGAUGAAGAGUACGAUUUACUGCAAAACGAGGAUCUGCAAGUGCCAUUUGCGCCCUUGUUCGAGUGUCUGCAUAUCCAUCAAUCAUUGGGCCUGAUGGAUAAAUUCAAAAUCGAAUAUGCGAAUACACGUCGUCGACAAAAAGACCUUUUACUCCCCGCUUCAGUCACCCUCGUAGACGAAGAUGGCGCAAGUCUGCACAACUUACUCGAGGAAAUGGCUGGAUUUGCCAUUGUCGAGCGUGCGACAAUGAAGAGAGUGCCAGACUUGAGGUCACCGGUCGAGAUCGACGAGCUCUGGGACUCAUCCUGUCAAGCUGCAGUGGGUGUGAUCUCAAAGGCCCUCCACGAAGUAGACAAUGCAGAAAGCAUUUUGAAGACGAAAAAUCUGAUUGCGCUUUUCAUGCAGACCAUGAAUACAUGGGGCUUUUCUGUCAGGGUCUUUGAUGAUUUCCUUCUGAAACUUUUCGGCAAAUAUGCGGAGCUUCUCAAGAAGCGUUUCAGUGACGAUUUCCAAGAGAUUGUGUCGACCGAUGACUAUAUGCCAAUGCCCAUACAAACACCCGAGGAGUACGACAAAGUACUCAACGUCAGCUGGUACAAUCCUGACAAGCCCCGGGAGGAGCAAUCAUUCCCAUGCAUUCUACCCUUUUCGAGAAUGUACCCCUUAUGCUGCAUCGACAUCCGCAACUUCCUCAACCAAUUCUAUUUUUUCGCCAAUGACGAGUUCUCACAUCCUAAUGUCAUUGACGAGACGCUCAAAGAUGCACUGGACGACCUUCUCUCUCGCAAAGUUUGUGACACCCUCGUGGAACGCCUUUCUUCACAGUAUCUAGGUCAGAUAGUGCAGAUCCUGAUCAAUCUCGAACACUUCGAACUGGCUUGCCGCGAGCUGGAGCUGCUUCUCGCAGCUGCGAGAUCGCAAAACUCAACAAGCACUUCUAUUGCUCUUAGAGCCACAGAGAAGUUCAAGAGUAACAAAAAGGCUGCCGAGAAGCGCAUUUUCGAGGUGGUCAAUUCCAAGAUCGACGAUCUCGUUGAGACUGCAGAGUAUGAUUGGAUGGCUCCUCAGCCACCCAAGGAACCGAGCAAUUACAUGCAAACCCUGACACGAUUCUUGUCCAAUAUCAUGAACUCGACUCUGCUGGGUCUGCCUACCGAGAUUAAAGAGUUGAUCUAUUUUGAUGCGCUCAGCCACGCCGCGAACAUGAUCCUGGCCCAACCCCUUUCUCCCGAAGUCAAAACAAUUAACCCGAAUGGUGUCGCCGCCCUUGCAAAAGAUGUGGAGUACUUGGCGCAAUUUGUGGACAGUCUCAAUGUACCGAUUCUUCGUGAGAAUCUGGACGAGCUUCAGCAAACAGUGCAGCUCAUGCAAGCUGAGAAUGCGGACGAAUUUUACGACAUUUCCACCCGCAACAAGAAAUACGGUCGUGUGGAUGCUAUGCAAGGCCCCAUACUGCUUGAAAAAUUAACCCGAACCGUACAAGCGCCGAGCAAGGUCGACAAAUUCGUGAACUUGUCAUCACGCUUCAAGAAGACAUGA
Molecule: messenger RNA, 2286 nt
Organism: Penicillium diatomitis
Lineage: Eukaryota; Fungi; Ascomycota; Eurotiomycetes; Eurotiales; Aspergillaceae
Product: Rab GTPase-binding exocyst subunit SEC15
Exons: 9
Coding region: 1-2286 (761 amino acids)
Biological process (GO): intracellular protein transport; exocytosis; Golgi to plasma membrane transport
Cellular component (GO): exocyst; membrane
Source: RefSeq, a predicted model, not a curated record